Molecule: messenger RNA, 3276 nt
Organism: Symbiodinium natans
Lineage: Eukaryota; Dinophyceae; Suessiales; Symbiodiniaceae
Source: the annotation of a GenBank genome assembly
AUGUCUCAAACAAAUGGCAUGGCAUUGCUGUCCAAUGAUUUCGGUGUGUUCCUGUCGGUGCACCAGCAUCGCGAUAACAUUUCCGUGGCAACCGACCAGCCUCCUCCCGGACCGCCUGGACCUGGAGGACCAGGACCAGGACCACCUGGUGGACCUGGUCCCAAACCGCCCCCGCUUCGCCCUGAGCCCAGCCUGGACAAUGCCAAACUGGUUCAGCAGCUGGAGGCUCUCCUUGGAAUCGUAGAGGAGGACGUGACUGCUGCUGGUGAAGGUUUGACAGGAUACCUUGGAAGCACGCUUUACUACUCGAUGAAGAAGCUUGCGGACCUAGACGUGUUCGCUGUCGAGGUUGACGACAAGAUCGAGUUCUUGGAGUCGGUGCAAAAUUUGACGGAUGAGGACACCGAGGGUUUGCACGUCAAAGUCGCAGAUCUGAACGUCAAAGUUGCGAACUUAGAAGGCCAGGUCUCUACCCUUGAAAAUCAGCAGGCCGGGCUCCUGGAACAAAUGGCCCAGAUGCAGCGGGAGAUGGAGUGCCUGGCGCUCUGGAUUCCGCUGCGGAGGAACCGGUGCUUGCAGGCGGUGAGAAAGUCGGCAACGCCUGAAUCUGCGGCAAGCAGGUCGGAAGCUGUGAGCACUGAAAAGAAGGAGAAGGUCAGUUCUCCUGCGCUUGUCCAAGAUGCGGCGCAAGAAUCCAUGAAGCGGCGCGAGCGUCGAGGGGAAGCGAGAGCCUUGCUGAACAAGCGCAUGGCGCAGAAAGGCGUCAGACGAGUGUGGCACCGUGCAACUGACAGGGAGGUGGCAUUGGUGAACGCCCGGGCCACGUCCGGUUGCACCACGAAGCUGCCUUCAAUUUCAAUUGACAUCGACAGUGGACUUAACAUCUUCUUCGGCUCCACAAACUGCUGGAGCCUCAGCCUCAAUCUCGGGAGCGUGAAGAAGGGGUGGCCUACUCUGAUUGAGCGGGUCUUUUGGAUUGGCGAGUACUGCAAUGGAAAAGGAACGUUCGGGUGCAUCACUGACUAUGUUACCGAGCGCAUGCCCAUUAUCAAGGACAUGAAUUGUGAUGACGGUGAGAACAUUUUCCAAUGUCUCGCGGACCUGAUUCAAAGCAAACUCCCAAUCAUCCAAGACUGUGUUGGCGAGAGCGACGUGUUCCAGUGCCUUUCAGACCAAGUCAAGUCUAAGCUCCCUAUCAUCAAAGAUUGUGGGGACGACAACCCAUUUCUGUGCAUCGCGGACCAGGUGAAAGGCAGCCUGCCAAUCGUCAAGGAUUGCGCUGACGAUCAGAAUGUCUUCCAGUGUGUUGCAGACAAUGUGAAGAGCAAUCUUCCCAUCAUCCAGGACUGCCUGGACCCAGGGGAGAACGUCUUCUUGUGCGUGGGAAACAAGAUUCUGAGUGAUGUCCCUAUCUUCGAAAUCAUGGGGACGUUCAUCGGUGGAAUCAAGGACUGCGUCGACGAGAAGACAGGCGGAAGUGUCGCAGAGCUUGCUGCCAACGGGGGCAUUUACACCAUCACCUGCUUGAGCAAUCAGUUGGCAUUGCACGUGCCUUUCCUGAGCUCUACUGCUGCUGUGAUGGAGGGGGUUUCUGAUUGUGUCGCCAACAAUAACAACCUCUUGAUCACCGUAGCUGGCGGGGGCAGCGCCGUGACCUUCGGCUGUCUCGUGGCUGAGAUUGUGCAAGCAGUGCCCUUCCUGAAUAAGACCUGGGAGAUGAUCAACCCAUGUGAGGCCAACGAGAACAUCUUCCAGUGCUUUGGGGAGAUGCUGCCAGUUGUCGGGCCCCUGGUCGCGAAUUGCAACAUCACGAGCUUUCCCGACGUCUUCUCAUGCAUCGGGCAGUCGCUUUCGCAGAUCCCACCUUUCAACCUUGUUCAAAACGCCAUGAGCAUGGCCAAAGACUUCAUCCCGUUUGUCCUCCGACAAUCGUUGCAGAUAUUCAUUGACUUGACCAAGACCGUAAAUGGCUUCGGGGCGUCCGUGCUGCAGCAAUCUAGCAGGGAAUCGCCACAUGUUGCCCAUGAUGACGGCCACGCAAAGAUGGCCGUCUUCCUGCAGAACGCGCCGCCAGGCGCGCCGGCAGCCGCGCGUGGGUCUAAAGGUCGCCGACACUCCUUGCUGCAGGAGCGGCAGAAAGCCCCGGUCGAGCUCGUGCCUCAGAAGGACGUAGACCGCAGCGAGCAAAUUGUGGACACCACUUGGGAGUUUGAUUAUAGUCGACUCGGAGAUCUGCAGCGCACUCAGCUUUUUACGCAGUUUGCGGGUGAGGAAGAGAACACCCAAUCCUGCUUGGGCUACGCCCCGUUCAGUGCCGACCCAUCAGAUGUGAAGACAACUGAUUGGCAGGCAGCGGGAAGCUCCGGCACGGAUGCGUUCAUUAAGCUGCAAGCGUAUGCCAUGCCGUGCGGUAUGGACUUCUACAAAAACGACAACAGCUCAUGGAAAGGCUAUGCCACGUACACCAGGCCGUUCUCCACAGAGAGAUGCAUUGCCUAUUCGUGGACAUUCAAUGCGAUGGCCGUGAACUUGAACGUGCCCGUUCUCGACGAGUUUGUCUUCUCCUUGCCGAAGCCAAACCUGAAGUUCGAGGUUAUCUUCUGCUUUCCAAACUAUGGCUUUCUGGCAUGGUAUGGUGCUGAGCUUUCGCAGUGGGAGCUGUCCAUCACCAUCUUCAGCACGGAGGUGCUUCGCGUCAAGUAUCGCUUCUUCUCCUACGGCGCGGGAAUCGACCAGCGGACGCAGGUCACCACUGCUAAAGGAAUGGGGGCCAGCAAGGACAUCAUGUUUGGCAACUUACGGAGCCUGCUUCAAGAGAACAACACUGUGAACAGCAGCCAAAGCAAGCGAGGCAAAAGCAAGCGCCAGGGACACUGGCAUCGGAACCUCACGAUGCGGACCCUGCGCAUGGAGGGCACGCGCCCGGUGGUCGACGAGGUCCUCCAUGGCUCGCGCGCCCAGCGGAAGCUGAGAGGUCGCAGCUUCCACGAUCGGUUCCGCCGGAUGUCGCUUUCACAGGUGAGCGCGUCGGAGGUUUUGCAACUCGUGAGUUUCCACACGGACGGAAUCUUGCCAGACUCUGUUAGCGACCUCCUCGGUGUUGGCAUGGGCCUGACAUUGGACAAGGGGGUGAUCAGCCUCGGCAUGGAUUUUCGGCUUAUGGGAUUUGAGGAGGAGGCGCCCUUCGACGGAACAGGUGGAGACGUCUCUCCUCAAUUUCUCAGAGAUCGUUCAGACGAUCCUCGAGGGGGUCCUUCCAGACGACGCAGAGACUGA